Molecule: messenger RNA, 1692 nt
Organism: Aphidius gifuensis
Lineage: Eukaryota; Metazoa; Arthropoda; Insecta; Hymenoptera; Braconidae
Exons: 4
Coding region: 79-1692 (537 amino acids)
Source: RefSeq, a predicted model, not a curated record
AAAACGUAAACAAACAAUUAUAAAAUAUAUUUUAUUUUCUCAUUUAGUUGUUAACAGUUGUUAAAUUUACAAGAAAACAUGAACGUGUCAAGUUUAAAUGAUGGUGGAUCAUCAAAAUCAGCAAAAAGAAAAUUCAUGCAAUGGGCAUCAAAAUGGUUUUACGCUGAAAUUCAUGAUGAUGAACAAAUAAAACCAGAUACACCAAGUUUAAUAUGUCUUUUACAAUCAAUUGGUUUUCAAUUACGUAAGUUUGAAAAAUCCGAAGAUUUUUUUGAUUAUCCAGUUGAUGAAUCAGUGAGAAUAAUAUUGGAAUGUGGUAGCUCAAGAAUGAAAGCUGUUAUGGAAUUAAAUGAUGUUAAAUGUCAAUGUCCAUGUACUGAUGAUCCAAAAAAUAUAUCAAUGUGGAGUGUCAGUGGAAUCACACCAACUGGAAGUACAGAUAGUAUCAAUAAAAUUGAAGAAAGUGGAAGUAAUUUACUUCCACGUGUAUCAAAAGAUACUCGUCAAAUGAUUCACGAUGUUACUCACUGUUUGUUCAAUACAAUUAAUCAUAAAAAUGGUAAUGAUUUUAAUGAUGGUAUGUUUAAUAAAAAAAGAACAAGUGCAUCAUACAAUGAUUUAUCAAAAGCAGCAUUGUCAAGUUCAUUCACCAAUUCACGUGGUCAUACUAAUCCAGAAUUUGCAUUGUUAAAGCUUUGUGCAUUAAAUAAUUCUACAACUUCUUUAUCAAGACUUGGUAAACCAUUGCAAGAUGAAAGAAGAAAAACAAUUAGUGGAAAUAUACCAAAUAUUCAAAUUGACAGAGUAAUUGAUCCACUUGCUCAUCAAAAUAACUGGAUAUCAAAUUCCAGUAGUUAUCAAGUUGCUCCACCAGAAUCACCAAAAGUUAUUAAAACUUCACCUGGUACUGUUAAACAGUUAUGCUCUGUAUUUGAUGGUAAUAAUGAACUAUUAACCAUGGCUGAAUGUUUGAAAAGAGCAAAAUAUUAUAUUGAAAAAGUACAAUCAUUUGAUUGUAGCUCAAAUGAAUCAUCUGCAAUUGUUCAUCAUGAUGAUGAUGGUGAUGAUGAUGUGUUUGUUAAGCCAACAAUGCCACCACCAAAAACAACACAAGCUCGUACAACUACUGCUGUUAAAAAAAUAUUAAAUACAACAAUAACAAGUCCAAGUAGUAGUUUAUCAAGUAGAUUAUCAGCUCAAAGUAAAUUAUCAGCUCAAAAUAAAUUAUCAACUCAAAAUAAAUUAUCAACUCCAAAUAAAUUACAAUCACGAAAAAGUAUUGGUGAUAUUGAUAGUAAUAAAAAAAUACUUGUUAAACAAGUUUCAGAAAGAGUUAAAAAUACUUAUGGUUUAUCAUCAUCAUCAAUUGAUUUAACAGCAUUAAAAUCAUCAAAAAAUUCAAGUAUUUUAAAACGUCCAAAAUUAAUUAGAACAAGUACACAAACAAAGAUUGGUUCAUCUGUUUCAACUUUAACUAAAACUAAAAUUUCACCAAUUAAAACAACAUAUAAAGCAUCAUCAAGUUCAUUUGGUUUAUCAAAAACACGUGGGCAAUUUACAUCAGCAUCAACAAGUCGUUUAGCAUCACCAAAAAUUCAUACAUCAUCAAAUGUUAAAACUACAACAGCUUCUGUUAAUUCAGGUAUUAAAAAAACAUUGGUUAAUCAUGUUAUAUUUUUAUUUUAUUAUUAA